Molecule: messenger RNA, 888 nt
Organism: Raphanus sativus (radish)
Lineage: Eukaryota; Viridiplantae; Streptophyta; Magnoliopsida; Brassicales; Brassicaceae
Product: glutathione S-transferase U2
Exons: 2
Coding region: 59-733 (224 amino acids)
Biological process (GO): glutathione metabolic process
Cellular component (GO): cytoplasm
Molecular function (GO): glutathione transferase activity
Source: RefSeq, a predicted model, not a curated record
GAACAGAUGAGUUUUGAAUAAGCUGAAAAGCUAAAAGUGAUAGACAAACAGAAAUCAAAUGGCGAAGAAAGAAGACAGUGUGAAGCUUCUAGGGUUUUGGGCGAGCCCUUUCAGUCGUAGAGUUGAGAUGGCUCUCAAACUCAAAGGCGUUCCUUACGAAUACUUGGAGGAAGAACUGCCCAAAAAGACCCCUUUGCUUCUUGAGCUAAACCCGGUUCACAAGAAGGUUCCGGUUCUUGUCCACAAUGAUAAAAUAUUAUCCGAGUCACAUGUGAUCCUUGAAUACAUCGACCAGACAUGGAGUAACAAUCCAAUUCUACCUCAAGAUCCCUACGAGAAAGCCAUGGCUCGAUUCUGGGCCAAGUUCGUUGAUGAACAGAUCUUACCAGCAGGGUUCAUGUCCUUGGUAAAAGCAGAGAAGGGAAUAGAAGUUGCUAUCGAAGAGACUCGAGAACUGAUUAUGUUUCUUGAGAAGGAAGUUACUGGAAAAGACUUCUUUGGAGGCAAGACACUUGGAUUUUUGGACAUAGUCGCAGGAAGUAUGAUCUCAUUUUGUUUGGCUCGAGCUUGGGAAUGUAUGGGAAUUGAUAUGAUUUCAGAGGAGAAGUUUCCAGGACUGAACAGAUGGAUCGAAAAGUUGAAUGAGGUUGAAAUCGUGAGGGAAUGUAUACCUCCAAAAGAGAAACAUAUUGAGCGCAUGAACAAAAUUAUAGAGAGAACUAUGUCUUCAUAAACAAAGCCUACAAUGACUGUUACUCCUUUCUUUAUCAUGGACUUAUGUUGUAUUCGCUAUGCUUGUAUCGUUUGGUAACUGAAAUAAAAAUAAAGGAAUAUAGCUGCAUCGGUUUUUAUAUUCUAAAAACUAAAUACUGGUGCAGUUUAGUUGUU